Messenger RNA from Didymodactylos carnosus, 243 nucleotides. NCBI's taxonomy places the organism in Eukaryota, Metazoa, Rotifera, Eurotatoria, Philodinida, Philodinidae. The record is from the annotation of a GenBank genome assembly.
AUGAUAUGCUAUAUGUGGAUUCUGGCUACAAUUGACGCCGCCCAAGAAUCUCGAAUUUUGCGAAGAACCAAAAGACAAGAAGGAGAAGCAGGUCAAAAUGGACAAGAAGGAGAAGAAGGACAAAAAGGACAAGAAGGAGAAGAAGGACAAAAUGGACAAGAAGGACAAAAAGGACAAGAAGGAGAAGAAGGAGAAGAAGGACAAAAUGGACAAGAAGGACAAAAAGGACAAAAAGGACAAUAA